Molecule: messenger RNA, 3171 nt
Organism: Photinus pyralis (common eastern firefly)
Lineage: Eukaryota; Metazoa; Arthropoda; Insecta; Coleoptera; Lampyridae
Product: homer protein homolog 2
Exons: 7
Coding region: 124-1347 (407 amino acids)
Biological process (GO): G protein-coupled glutamate receptor signaling pathway; regulation of store-operated calcium entry
Cellular component (GO): dendrite; plasma membrane; cytoplasm
Molecular function (GO): G protein-coupled glutamate receptor binding
Source: RefSeq, a predicted model, not a curated record
ACAGCUGUCAGUGUGAAGUAAACAUGGCGUUUAAGUUUAUUUUGCAGUGCGACAUUUAAUUUAAUUAUUUUAUACAAUAUUUUUAAUUAAACUUCGAAUAUUACACCAAAAGAACUAUUAUAAAUGACGUCUGGAAAGGAAACGAUGGGGGAGCAACCCAUCUUCACCUGUAAGGCUCACGUAUUCCACAUUGAUCCGAAGACUAAGCGCUCAUGGAUGCCGGCGUCAAGUACAGCAGUUAACGUAUCAUUUUUUUAUGAUUCUUCUCGUAGUUUAUAUCGUAUUAUAAGUGUAGAAGGUUCUAAGGCCGUAAUCAACAGUACUGUCACCCCAAACAUGACAUUUACGAAGACUUCUCAAAAAUUCGGCCAAUGGUCAGAUGUACGUGCAAAUACUGUGUACGGUCUUGGAUUUUCUUCCGAAUCUGAACUGCAAAAGUUUAUUGAUAAGUUUAAUGAAGUGAAAGAGGCGACCAGAACUGCAAUUAGCAAAGUUACUGCGAAUGGCGCUGCUACACCUGUUACAAGUGCCAAUGCUAGUCCGAUCACUGCUAGGGCAACUAAUGCUGCACCGGAUUCGACAACUGAAAACUUGCUGGAACCGCCAGGUAUGAUGAAUACAAGUAAGACAGACGAAGAGAAUAUGCUUCAUUUGAGAAGUCACUCUUUAUCUGGUGUCCCGGGUGGCGAAAGUCCUAGUCACCAGGCUAAAGGCGACAAGGCACCAUAUGGGCAAACAGUUGGCGGUGGCACGACAGCAAUCGCUUCAGCUCAGCUCGAUCCUGCACAGCUCAAAUAUGAAAAUGAUAGGCUCAAAUUGGCUCUUGCACAAAGUUCUGCUAAUGCCAAAAAGUGGGAAAUCGAACUGGCCACGUUAAAAAGCAAUAAUGCACGACUGACCAGUGCACUGCAGGAGAGCACGGCGAAUGUGGACGAGUGGAAACGGCAGCUACACAGCUACAAAGAAGAAAACAUGAGGAUGAAAGCGAAAUAUCAAUCAGAUUUAGAAAACAGUAAAGGCGGUGGAGACAUAGCGGAUGAACUUCGGAAAGAAAUUCAAAAUCUUCGACACCGUGUGGAAAUGCUGGAAUCGGAAAUCGAUACGAAAAAUAAAGAAAUUCAACAGCUUUCGACAUCGCACAAACUCUCCGACGUCACGCAGAGUCUCCAGCGAGAAAAUCAGGAACUUCAGGCGACCGCGAAGUACGCCCAAUCCGAAUUAGAGGUAGCUUUAAGCGCGCACGAAUCUCAGAAGCAGGUCUUGUUAACUUUAAAUCAACAAAUCGCCGCGAGGGUUCAGGAAUUAGCUACUAUCCACGACGAGAUUAACACAGCUCUACAAACGUGAGAACCCUUCGUAACCGUAUGGUGUUUUAUCAAAGAUACGCACCUAUAUUUUUUAUAUCUGUAGGUGUAAACCGCUAAAAAGUGAUUGUUAAACAAAAAAAAGGGUUAAUCGGUGGGUUAUUGUUCAUACUAUAAACCGUGAUGCAUUUGUGUUGAAUUUGUGCACAAAGAAAGUUAUAUUUUAUUACCAGUGCACAAACAAAAGUAUUAUUCUCUGUAGUUAAAAAUUGUAGAUUUAUAAGAGGGCACAAAUUCUUCCGUUGAAUUUCUUUUAAAAUUUACAGUAUUUACACCUAUCUAAUGUGUUGUUAUUUAUAGUUGAAUUUUUUAAUGUUUAUGUGACCAAAGCCAAAGUGAAAGUAUGUCAAAAAUGUACCUCUGAGUAUUACACGAGUAAUUUAUUUUUUGACUUUUUUUUAAUUGUAACAUUUUUACAGUAAGAGAUGUAUUAACUUUUUACAGCCUGCCUUAACUGUAGACCGCGGUUUUGUUGUGCAGACGACUAAUUCUCAACAUUCAAAUAAUUUAUGUUCCUUCCGUACGGAAAGGAUUGGUUGUGAAGAAAAUGUUUCCGGUUAGAUUGUUUGUUUUCAGAUAUUAAUAAAUGACAGACAAUAAUCUCGUACUGUAUAUAUGAAAUAUACAUACUUCAACAGCAUGCCAAGAUUUUGAUGUGGUUUUCUGUUUCGCAUUCCUCUAUUGCAAUGUUUAAAUAUGUCUAACAAUGUUCAAUGGAUAAAUUUACAUUGUCUGGUUGUGCGAAUUAUUUAACUUUUUAUUCAUGUUCAACUUUGACUUCCAUGUUUCAGUGUUUGCAUUUUCUUUCAAAUGAGCAUUUUUAACUAAGUUUCGGAUAAAUAACUAAGAGUAAAAGUUAUUUAUUUUAUCGUUUAAGCUAAGAGCUGCAAUAACUGUUGGUACACCAUUAUUUGAUAAUGUGCCUGCUUAUUUGGUUUUUAAUACGGACAUAUUUGAAUGUUGGUUCUAAAUCUGAUAGAUUUGAAAAUAUGGUAGAGCAAAUGUAAUCUUUUGCAUUGUGUACUGAAAAAUUGGAAAUUUUUCCUGUUAUGUAACAUUUACAUAACAUAACAAUUUCCACACUAGCGUUUUUUCAUUGUUUUUUUUUAGUGAAGGUAAAUGACCGGCAAUUUUUAAAAGUGAUAACGAUAAGUGACCACCCAGAAUUUAAGUCAUUUUUGCGGUCACUUCUAAAUCUUGAUCCAAUGGGUUUUAUAUGCUGUAUUUACUUUUACCUAUCAAAACGACACCAAAUACAUGACCAUUCAAUAAAUGUUUUGCCAUUUAAAUCAGACUUGUAAAAUUAUUAAGAAAACACAAAGUCAGCGUGCAAAAUACACUUCACUCUGAUUUUUAUUUUUUAUUCACAUAUUCAAAAUAAUACCCUUAAUACUUAAAAGUUAAAACAAAACUUAAACACUGAUAGACCGCCAACAUCAGACAUUCUUGGUGCAUGACUCACAUAUUGAAAGCCACAAAAUGUACAAGUAGUAUAUUUUUGUUUUUUGAAUAGUUUUUUUGUAUUAUUUCCAGACCAAUUGGGUCUGUUUUUACCAUUUUUUACGGAAGAGCUUGGAAACACUUUGUUUUACUGUUUACUGUUUGAAAGUUAACAUUUUGAGGUUAGGAAAAUAUUGUUGGUGAAAAAGCUGGGGACUUUUAAAAACGACCAAAUUAUUUUUAAGCACUUGUGGUCAUUUUAGAAUUAUUAUUAUAGAAUCAUACAUAUUAAGCGUUUAUUUGGCGGAAAAAGCAAUGAUUGAGUUAUAAUGUUAUUCAAAAUAACACUGUUGUUGUUUUUUGAAUA